Molecule: messenger RNA, 2112 nt
Organism: Lactuca virosa
Lineage: Eukaryota; Viridiplantae; Streptophyta; Magnoliopsida; Asterales; Asteraceae
Source: the annotation of a GenBank genome assembly
AGACAGCAAUGCAAUUGCUUGCUGCUCAUCUCCCCCACCCCGAUGCGCCAUUAUUCAAUUCAUUCUCCUCUCUCUUUCUCUUUCUCUCUACACUCUUCGAUAUUCAAUUUACACCUACUAUGCUCGACCCCUCGUCCCUCAAAAGAUUUCUUGUAAUAUAUUCAUCACCCACUCUGUAUUUAUGAUGGAUAAUGACUGGUGUGGGGUUGUUCGUACAUUUGUCGCUUUUCAGUUUCCACACCAUUUACCCUAAUAUGGAGGGCUCUCUCUUCUUAAAUGACGCUUCUUCAUUCCCUUUUCUUUGAUUUUUCAUUUGCAUUUCCCCCCGUUAUCUGGUCCUAACGUAGUUUUCGAUACAGCUUCGGGUUUCUAAUACUGUGAAUGCAGUUAAUGAUCGUCAUCAUAAACUGUCGGUGAGUGAGUUAUUAUAUUUUCUUCAUCUCCUCGUUGUCAACAGAAAUGAUGCCGAGAGUUAACUGUGAUUCCACUACUCCUAUUUCUCCUUUGUCUUCCCGCCACUCAAGCUUUCAAGGUUGUUCCUGGAAUAAUGGGCAGAUUAGCAAAGAUGAUCAUGGGUCAGUAGACAUGGCACCAAGACCUUCCUACAAUUUCACCCCAGAUGCUAAAUUGGGGAAAAUAUUGCUCGAUCAAUCCUCUGUUUGGUCGGAAUCAGAGAUGACACCAUGUUCUACUUCGUUUUCUUCCAUUGCUUCAAACGCCACCCCAAAUUCAAAGUCAUCAAUGGAAUUGGUGAAAGAGAUCACAUCUCUUGAAACAGAAAUAGCUCAUUUGGAAAGUUAUCUUCUUUCACUCUACCGGACAGCUUUUAAGCAACAGGUUCAUAGCAUCCCUUCCAAGGAGUCCAAACUAAACUCUGAAGCUUGGUUAAGUGGUUACCAUGGUCAAAUUCCCCCUCUUCAGGAGGGACUAAAUCGUCAUUCUACCAUUCCAAAUUCAUCAUCUAAAAAAGAGAGGAAAACUGCACGUAGCCUUGGGGAUCACCUUGAAAGUCCUUAUACCGAAAAUACCCUUAUUGAUGGUCCUGAUAGGCUUUCUGAAGAUUUGAUCAGAUGCAUAUCUUCCAUCUACUGUAAGCUUGGGGACCAAAAUCAAAGUGGACCUUCUGUUUCUUCUGCUUCAUCUCUGUCUUCUUCGGGGGUAAAAGAGGAAAAAGGGCCCUAUGCUAAGAUGAUUGAAGUUUUAAAAAUAGGUGUAGAUGAUGAUGGCUUCAGUUAUGCUGCAAGGAUGCUAAAAAGAUUCAGAACAUUGGUCAAAAAACUUGAGAGUGUUGACCCUGUGAAAAUGAAGCGUGAACAAAAGCUUGCAUUUUGGAUCAAUGUUCAUAACGCUUUGGUGAUGCAUGCAUAUUUAGCAUAUGGAACUCACAGUAACACAAAAAGUAAUUCCAUUUUAAAGGCAACUUACAACAUUGGAGGACAAUCCAUCAACGCAUACAUUAUACAGAUUGCUAUAUUAGGAAUCAAACCACACUUUAGAGCACCGUGGCUACAGUCACUGCUAUCUCCAGGGAGGAAGAUGAAGAUGGAGACUAGUAAACAUGCUUAUGCCAUUGAUUACCCUGAGCCACUUGUCCAUUUUGCCCUUUCUUUAGGGGUGUUUUCUGACCCUGCGGUUCGUAUCUACAACGCGAAGAAUGUGUUUCAGGAUCUAAGGAUUGCUAAAGAAGAGUUUAUACAAUCAACAGUGUAUGUGAACAAAGAAACUAAAAUAUACCUACCGAAAAUUUUGUAUUAUUUUGCAAAAGAUAUGGCAUUGAGCAUGACAAGUCUUUUGGAGAUAGUUAAUGCAUGUUUGUUGGAAAAACAAGAGAAAGGCGUGAAAAUGAGUGUGAAAGGUAAACCUGAAAAAUACGUAUAUUGGUUGUCGCAGAGUUGUAUAUUUCGAUACGUGAUUCAUCAAGGCACAGUUGAAGGAAGAUUGUCAGUUUGAUUUAAGCUUUUCUUUAUUUUUGUGCAUUUGUGAAGAUUAGAUAACAUUUAUUCUCUUGUUUUUAAUAGAGAUUUUAGGGUGUAUAGAAUUGUUUUAAGGAUUAUGAAUAGUGCUUGAAAAACUCCAUUAGUGUUCAUAUAUUUGUCUUUUUCUGGGAGAUCG